Molecule: messenger RNA, 131 nt
Organism: Paramecium octaurelia
Lineage: Eukaryota; Ciliophora; Oligohymenophorea; Peniculida; Parameciidae
Source: the annotation of a GenBank genome assembly
AUGAUUCAACUAAAUCUGAACCUUUCCAAGUAAACGGUAAAUAUAAUUUUAGGGUUACUAUGCUAUCAAGAUUCAAGAUGCCAUUUGAAUUUGUUCUCAUCUUAAUGCAUAUUUUGAAUUUCUCAUUCUGA